Molecule: messenger RNA, 2539 nt
Organism: Ctenocephalides felis (cat flea)
Lineage: Eukaryota; Metazoa; Arthropoda; Insecta; Siphonaptera; Pulicidae
Product: nephrin-like
Exons: 17
Coding region: 1-2454 (817 amino acids)
Source: RefSeq, a predicted model, not a curated record
AUGCAAGAAAUGAUACUUAAGUCUGUGGUGUUGCUCUGGUGGAUUGCUCUCAUUUACAUCCAAGGAGCCUUUUCUUUUGGAAAUGCUGCUGACUUCGAUAAACCAGUGCCGGUGACACAGGUUCAAGGAGUGUUCGGGCGAAAGGUUGCUCUUCCUUGUGAUGUGACACCACCAAUUGAAGGCGAUGUUGUCCUCAUGGUGUUAUGGUUCCUGGAACCAAGUCAGCAACCUCUUUAUAGCCUGGAUGCUCGCCGUGUCCGCCUGGACGCAGGCCGACGUUGGGCUUCUCCUGACCUGAUGGAAGGCAGGGCGUUCUUUCGCACCGCGUCAAAGCCGGCUGCACUGCUCCUGGACGGGGCAAGAGUCCGGGACGAGGCGAUGUACCGGUGUCGGGUAGAUUUUCGCGAUUCGCCUACCAGGCAUUCGCUGGUCAAUCUCACAGUCGUCGUACCCCCAGGAAGACCUCGUAUUUAUGAUGGCCGAAAUAAUAAUCGCAGUAGCGUCGUGGCUCCUUAUGUUGAAGGCAGUGACGUAGUUCUUAUUUGCGAAGUCGAUGGCGGUCGUCCGACGCCCCGCUUGUCUUGGUUUAUGGAAUCCACACUUCUGGACGAAUCCUGGUUACCCAGACCAGCGGCCGUUGGUGGAGGAUCAAUCAACCGUCUGCUGCUGCCCGGUGUGGGCAGACAGCAGCAGCACGCCAGGCUGGUGUGCCAAGCGGCCAAUACGGAUCUUGUGCAGGCUGCUACGACGGCAAUCGUAUUGGAUAUACAGUUACGUCCGAUUUCUGUGCACAUUUUAAAUAAAGAAACAAGAUUGUCUGCUGGACGUAACUGGAACAUAGAAUGCGAAGCCACUGGUUCGAAUCCACCAGCAAUUAUCUCAUGGUGGAAAUCAGGAAAGGAAUUAAUUGGUGAACAGAAUGAAUACGACACAUUAGGAAUUCUGCACUUCGUUCCAACCAUGGAAGACGAUGGAAAAUAUUUAACAUGUCGUGCAAAUAAUCCUGCUGUACCAGAUAGUACACUGGAAGAUAAAUGGCUUCUAAAUGUGUUAUAUGCUCCGGUGGUUACAUUAAAAAUUUUGGGAGCGCCUAUCUCUGGAGAAUAUGCAGAAGGACAAGAAGCAGUUCUACAAUGUGGUGUCAAAGCUAAUCCCAGCGUUUGGAAAAUAACUUGGCUUCACAAUAGUAAAGAAAUCCAAUCCAAUGACAAAAGUAUAGUUAUGGAAGGUAAUGACCUGAUAUUGAGCAAUAUUAGUAGUGCAUCGUCGGGGCAAUACAGAUGCACUGCUCACAAUUCUGAGGGACAAACACAAAGCAAGUCAGUUGCUAUAAUUGUGCGAUAUUCUCCUAUUUGCAAAUCCACCUCUGUCCAUAAAAUAGCAGCGCCUGAAAAUAUUCCCGUUUCUUUAAAAUGUUCCGUCGAAGCCCAUCCAAAGUCGAAUAUUACUUUUCGUUGGACUUUUGCAGAUAUGGGUGAAGUUCCUGGCCGAUUUAUAAAUUCUUCUGGAUCUACUAGUAUAUUGACAUAUAAACCCGUCGCAGAUUUAGGAUACGGACAAUUUGCUUGCAAGGCUCAUAAUGAGGCAGGAGAAACAAAAAGGCCUUGUGUGUAUCAAGUUAUACCUCCAGGUCCACCUGGUCCGCCCUUAAACUGUACACUUGAAGCCGAUGGCGAAGUUGUACAAUGCAAAGCUGGUUUCGAUGGCGGUUUAGAGCAGCGAUUUCUAGCUCAGGUUGUUCUGGCCUUAGAUUCAUUUACGACUUUAGUGAAUUCUUCUGCUAAUCUAGAACCUGUAUUUCGAAUACCAGGACUUAUGACUAACUCAUUUGCUGCUGACAAUGAAGCCAUGGAGGUACAAGUAAUUGUUUUAGCAGAAAACGAUCUUGGAAGAAGUAGCCCUGUUACUCUAAAAAAUUUAAUAUACAGUGAAAAGCCCAUUAGAAAAGGUGGAUUUGCAAGCUUUACAUCAAUUCCAAUAGAUCCUUUAUUAUUCGCAUUAUUAAUUACUGGAUCUGUAGUAAUAAUUUUGUGCUGCGGAAUUUGCUAUUUGCUUCGACGUCGUUGCUGUCGUGUUUCGCCUGAUAAACCGACUGCUAAUGGAAAAAGACAAAAAUCAAGAAUACAGGAUAAUUCUGAUUCAUCCGUCUAUGAUGAAGGCAUAGAUGACCCUGAUCCUGAUCUUAUACCAAAUAAAGAAGAUUACAACAAUUCAGUAUUAUUAUCUAACUCAUCGAGUCAUAUUUCGAUUGUAAAAAAAGCUCCCAUCAGAUAUAGCUGUGGAAAUUUAUCUAAUUAUGGAAAAAUUCGAUGCAUGACAGACAAUCAGACUGGGAGCCUAGGGCGAGUCAUUAAAGAAGCGAUUCCAUAUUUCCCAGAAAAUCAACGUGUUAGUACGUUACCUAGAAGGCAAAUCGUUACAUCCUCCCCUGCCAUAAGGGAAAGUUGUAUAUAAUUUAUUGAAAUAAUUGUAGUUUUAAAUCUUGAUCUUAGUAUUUUUAUAUUGUUUAUCGUAAUUCUUAUAGAAUAAAUACUCUUUA